UGUGGGGUAAAUAAGCUCCGCCCCUCUUCCGGUUUGGUUUUACACAAUCGGUGGUUACCAAAGCAGACGUUCGGAGCUCUGUGGUCAUUAGAGGAUCAGCGACGAUGGGGGUCACAGUCAGAGUGGAAUAUUGUGGUGGAUGAGGUUACGAGCCCCGCUAUCGUGAGCUCGCCCGUGUUGUCAAGGGUGAGUUUAGCGAUGCGGACGUGACAGGUUUCGUGGGAAGAACCGGUAGCUUUGAGAUUGAAAUCAAUGGGCAGCUGGUCUUCUCCAAGUUUGAAACUGGUGGAUUCCCUUAUGAGGAUGACGUCAUGAACGCGAUUCAAAAUGCUUAUGAUGGCAAACCUUUGCAGAAGAUCACCAAAAGCCGCGCUCCAUGCGUCAUCAUGUAAACCUCCCUACUGCUACACAACCGUGCAGCUGUGGUUUACACACCCAGAAGAGAAGCACUAGCAGUAAACCAACUCUGCUCUGCCUCAUGGCUCCUCUCUCUGUUCCCAUAGUGGUCCUCCGGGGUAUUAAUGAUUACCGUUGCUUCAACUAUUAAAGGUUAUGGUAUGAUGUAUCUGUCCCUGGAGUUCCCUCAUCAUAGGAGCAAAGACAGGGAGAUGAUGUUGCAGAUGAUAUGGAGGGAGUUCACCUUUUUGUCCUAUUGCCUGUCAUUUUCUACCCGACUAGUUGUGUUUUGUUUCUCACUGUAGGUUUGUUUGUUUGUUUGUUUUUUGUUGGAACAAUACAAAUGGAAAUACAUUAUCUUUGCACCACACUAUGCAUAAUGAUUUGUCACUAAAGCAUUUUUAUAUUUCAUCAUUUUCAUAAAGUAGUAAUUUGCUCUGCUGGUUUUGAAUAGAUUUGCAUUGUCAUAUUUGUGGCUUGGUGGAUGGAAAGGGAAUCUGGACCUUUUUUUUUUCUUUUUUUUUUUAAAUCCAUAUCAAAUUUGAAAGGAGUAAAACAUUAAAACGAUUGGACCUAAUGAUGCUAUUGUCUGCAGCACCUGAGCUUAGCCAAGUUUCUGCUCUAAUUUGAUUCGGUAAAGUACUUUCGCAUGAAAUGUGUGUUUCUAAGGGCCGUCACCAGCUGGUCUAUGAAGCUCACAUACUAGAUGCUAGCUCAUAUUCCAUAAAUCCUUUUGCAUUGUUUUCUGAUAUUAAAACUGGAGCAAGAAAUAAAGGCAAUUGUUCUUUAA
Messenger RNA from Haplochromis burtoni (Burton's mouthbrooder), 1186 nucleotides. It is a transcript of the gene mien1, whose product is annotated as selenoprotein W, 2a. The transcript is spliced from 4 exons. Gene Ontology annotation, biological process: negative regulation of apoptotic process; positive regulation of filopodium assembly. NCBI's taxonomy places the organism in Eukaryota, Metazoa, Chordata, Actinopteri, Cichliformes, Cichlidae. The record is from RefSeq and is a predicted model, not a curated record.